Molecule: messenger RNA, 705 nt
Organism: Triticum turgidum subsp. durum (durum wheat)
Lineage: Eukaryota; Viridiplantae; Streptophyta; Magnoliopsida; Poales; Poaceae
Source: the annotation of a GenBank genome assembly
AUGCUGCACGAGGCGGCGCCAUGCACGUGCGGGCUGCUCUACGGCAGCUGCGGCGGCGGCUGCUCCAUGCUGUUCGCCGCGGCGCCGGGGGACCACCACUACUACAUCAAGCAAUGCGGCGACGACGGCUCCUACGCCUCCUACGGCGGCUCCGUCGACUGCACGCUCUCGCUCGGCACGCCCUCCACCAGGCGCGCCGAGGCCGGGGUCCGCGCGCCGGCGGCCGGGCUGCCGUGGGAGGCAGUGCCCAGCUGCAACGGCAGGCAGGAUAUCGGCCCGGCGCGCGCUGAUCAGAGCAAUGCCGGCGCCGCGUCCGCUCGCCGGUGCGCCAACUGCGACACCACCUCGACCCCGCUCUGGAGGAACGGGCCACGCGGACCAAAGUCAUUGUGCAAUGCGUGCGGAAUCCGGUACAAGAAGGAGGAGAGGCGCGCGGCGGCGGCCGCGGUGGCGCCGACGGCGCUUGCAUCGGACAGCGGCAUCGAGUACGCGUACGGGUACGCGCGGCACCACCAGCAGCAGCAGCAGCAGCAGCAGCAGUGGGGGUGCUACGGCCCGGCCGUGGCGAAGGCGGCGUCCUACGGGCUGUUCGGCGACGCGGCGGCGGAGGACGGGCCGUGCCUGCCAUGGGGGCUCGGCGUCAUGCCCUCGUCGCCGGCGUUCGGGUCCGUCCGGGAGAUGACAAGCCUGUUCCAGUACUACUAG